CGGGCCGCGGUCUGUCAUGGAGACGCUGGAUCGGGGGCGGCGGGCGGCGGGAGCGUCCGCUUGAAAGCGGCGGCCCCGCGGGAAGAUCUGUCAAGGAGAGGCGGUGAUUGGUCUGGACCUCGCUCACGGACUCCAUGUUGUCCCGUCUAGGUGAAACCGACCCGAGAGAAAUUUGGGGGCUUGCUGUUGAGCGGUUGUGCUGCCGGGAGGUUCGUGCUCGUGACUGAAAGAAAAGAAGCAGGCGUGCAUCUGCCCGCAGCUGGAGAGGUGCAGGCUAGAUGGAUCUAAAGACAGCGGUGUUCAAUGCAGCUCGUGAAGGCAAGCUGCGGCUCCUUUCCAAGUUACUGGCAAGCAAAACAAAAGAAGAGGUGGCCUUACUGAUGUCAGAAAAAACCGAUGGUGCCACACCACUUCUGGUGGCUGCCCGUUAUGGUCACCUUGACAUGGUGGAGUACUUGUUGGACCAUUGCUCUGCAUCCAUAGAAGUUGGCGGUUCGGUGAGUUUUGACGGUGAGACCAUUGAGGGAGCUCCACCGCUCUGGGCAGCGUCCGCUGCCGGCCACUUGAACGUGGUUCAGUCCCUGUUGGAUCGUGGUGCUUCUGUCAACAACACAACCCUGACAAAUUCAACGCCCCUCAGAGCUGCCUGUUUCGAUGGCCACCUGGAGAUAGUAAAGUACCUUGUGGAGCACAAAGCAGACCUGGAAGUAUCAAACCGCCAUGGGCACACGUGCUUGAUGAUUUCCUGUUAUAAAGGCCACAAAGAAAUUGCUCAGUAUUUACUUGAAAAAGGAGCUGAUGUUAACAGAAAAAGUGUUAAAGAAAAGCUCUCAUAAUCUAAAGAUGCUCCCAAGUUGCUUGUUAACAAGGAGAUCAGAAGCAGAUCUGGGUUUUCUUGUGAGAAGUUUGACUGCUGGUCGGUUGAGGAGGAACCUUCCAUAUUUUGGCUGCAUGAAGUUUCCUGUUUGUCUGUAUUGGGAAUUCUGCAAAUGAUCUGUAGUUAAGAGGCAGUGCUCUUUCGCCGUGUUAAGAAUAUUCUUGUAGUUUCUUGAAUACAUCUUUCACUGGUGAAUUUCUUUUAGUUGGUCAAUACAGAGAGGAAAAUGGCUAGUGAUGCACUUGAAGUGAUAGCUGUCUUUGCUGUACCUUGUGAUUACUGAUUUGGAUUCUCUUGGUGAUAGGUCUGGAGUUGUGUUUAUUGGAAUUGGGUUUUAUAUUUGAAUCAAGUAUUUUGUGUAAUUAUUUUGCCCUCUGACUGUUUUUAAGCAAAUCUUGUAGUUGGAACUCCAGACAAAACAUGUAGAUCUUGCAUUGCAAGGAUCAGUUAUACGUGCUCUGAUACUCUGCAUUAUUCUUUAUUUCCCCCGUCCAGGCCUGGUGCAAUAAUAUAAAUUCAUUUGCUUGUUUGAAAGUAACAAGUUAAACACACGAGCUAAGCACACAAUUGCAGUCUGCUUUAGUUCUGCUAUAGUAAUGGGAGGGAAUAGUGUAGUGUUAUCUUUGCGUUUUCAGAGUACAACUAAAAAUCUUGCUCUCCCUAGGUUGUUCUAGCCAUAGCGCAGAAUUUGAUUGGGAUGACCUUAUAAAAUAACAUGAAGGAUGAGUAUUGUUUACUUGGCUUGCUUAUUUUGAAAGCUAUGGAAGUAUGCAGAUGUCAGUCACUACAAGUUCUUUAUCAAGAGUAUUCAAACAGUAGUACUCUAUUUCAGUUCCAUUUUUUUGUGUGGGAGCUUGGAAAGUGUAAUGCUCAAAACUGUUGGGAAUGGAAAAAUCUUUAAUUAUUGUUUUAGCUGUUUUAUUUCUCCUUGUUUUGGCUGAGCGCUGCAUUUUUGGGUAUUCUGUGUAUGAUGCGAUGUGAACCUCAGCGGAAAUGACUGUGAAUAAAAUAAGGAAGAUACAAUUCAAAGAAAUAAAUCAUCAGUUCCAACUAAAGAGGAGAUUAUAGUGAAAUUAAAUGGUUAACAACUGCUUUGUAUUGUUAAUCUUGACAAUAGAAGUUAUCCUGAAAUACAUUUGUGAGCAAGGGACGCAGUUAUUCUUGUUACAGAAUAUCAAGAUUCCACUAAAACUUAUUAAGCUUUCUUUGCAGUUCUUUGCAAUUUGAUUUCUUUUUACAAGGAAGACCUACCUGGAGCAUUUCUUUGUUACGCAUACUGUGUGUAAAUAAUGUGAAAGUUUUCUUACCUUAUGUUACCGUAUGUUAC
Molecule: messenger RNA, 2204 nt
Organism: Centrocercus urophasianus (Greater sage-grouse)
Lineage: Eukaryota; Metazoa; Chordata; Aves; Galliformes; Phasianidae
Product: protein fem-1 homolog C-like
Exons: 3
Coding region: 279-836 (185 amino acids)
Biological process (GO): ubiquitin-dependent protein catabolic process
Cellular component (GO): ubiquitin ligase complex
Molecular function (GO): protein binding
Source: RefSeq, a predicted model, not a curated record